Molecule: messenger RNA, 4463 nt
Organism: Syzygium oleosum
Lineage: Eukaryota; Viridiplantae; Streptophyta; Magnoliopsida; Myrtales; Myrtaceae
Exons: 11
Coding region: 200-4150 (1316 amino acids)
Biological process (GO): negative regulation of DNA-templated transcription
Molecular function (GO): acyltransferase activity, transferring groups other than amino-acyl groups; transcription corepressor activity
Source: RefSeq, a predicted model, not a curated record
UGUUUUGUUGUUGAGAGAGGCGGCCCUCGCUCCGCGCGUGUUUCUCUUCGGGUUUCGGGUGUUGCGUAUUUGCUUGGCGAGCAAGGCAUUCUCGCGAGCCACCGAUUUUCGUCGUGCCGCGAGCGAGGGGAGAUCUCCUUGGCGAUCUCGCACCGCCUGCCCGGCAGGCAAAUUGUCUGCGGGUUCCCUCUCCGCGUCGAUGGCGAUGACGAUGGCAGAGCAGCAGGGUGGCGGCAGCGGGAGGACGGGGAGAAAGCGCAGGAGGGCGGACUCCAGGAGAAAGCUCGUCGCCGGCGAUAGAGUGGAGGUAAGGAGCGAGGAAGACGGCCUCCUGGGUUCUUGGCACUCGGCAACGGUCAUCGGAUGCGAGGAUGAAAUACGGGAGGUUCAGUACAAUCGCAUUUUGGAUGAUGAUGGCUCCGGUAAGCUCACUGAAGUUUUGCGCGUUUCGCCGCUCCUUGAUGGUCUAAAUCCUGGCGAUGUUGACCAAAACAGUUGUCGGGGUAAUAUAAGGCCUUCACCUCCGGUUGUGGUAUUUGGUCCAUGGGACCUGCCUUAUGGGCGGUGCGUGGAUGUUUAUUACAAGAACGCUUGGUGGGAGGGAGUCGUUUUUGACCAUGAGGAUGGCGCAGAAAAAAGAAAUGUUUUCUUCCCAGAUUUAGGUGAUGAACAGUUUGCCGCAACUGGGGACAUACGCAUUACUCAGGAUUGGGAUGAGAGCACGUACCAUUGGCGGACUCGUGGGUUCUGGCCAUUUCUUCAGGUGACAGAAUCCCUUGAGGAAGAGUGGCCCCUCCCUGUUUCUGUGAAGCAAAUUUGGUAUGACUUGCGAGAGAAAGGGGGUCUUGACAUGAUGAUGGAUUGGACUUCUCGUGAUGAAUCACUGUGGAAGAAGCUGGUGCUUGAAGUCAUUAAUGAAAAUCUUGAAAUAGUCUUAAGGGAUGUUUUACCCCUUUUGGACUCUGCAGGUGACCUGAUAGAAGAAGACUGUCCCGUUUUCGAGCUACCAGCACCGGCUCUGAACGUUGAAAUGCUUCCCAAGGGAGAUGUGGAUAGACCUCGUUCUAUUCUGCCUGUUGAUGAGCCAUCAGUUGUGGCAAGAGCUGAUCAUGACACUAAUUUGACCGACAUGGUAAAUCGCGUUGUAGAUGAUGUCGAUGAAACUGCUGCCAGAUUUCAUAGCUCAGGCUUCAGUGUUAAACCGGGUCAAGAGGUGCGUGAUCUGGAAAUAAUGGAUUCUUUUAUGGUACAUGGUGUCCCAAUCAUGAAUCCUUCUGAUGAACAAGAUCUGUCUUGGGACAGCAAAGGGCCUUCUGUGUUACCUGAGGCUUUACCCCUUUUACCCUCUAAUCCAGAAAGGAAUUCUUGCAACAGUUUGCGAAUCACCGCUAAAGCUUCUUCUACAACGAACUACAACCAAAACAGUAACACUCUAUCCGAUUCAACCUGCAGAAACUCUGGAAACUGGCUACCUCUUGGUCCUGAUUUGCUUCCAGGAGCUCAGCUCUGCCCCGAUGCAGUUGAUAAUUACGUGAAGAAAGGCGGACAUGGUUCAGAUUCUCUGGUAAUGGAUGUUAGAAAACAUCUUUCAUCUUUGGGGUGGGAAAUGCAGUGCACGAGAAAAGGGGGUCAGCUCAGGGUGAGGUACAUGUCUCCUCAUGGGAAGUGUUACUAUUCUCUUCUGCGAGUCUGCCAGGAUGUAAUGGAGAAGAAUGGAGAGAUUUUAUCACAAACAUCUGAAGAUGCUGACAAGAGUUUGGUCACUUCACCUAGAGAUCUGACAAUGUCUUUACCUUCACAAUAUCAGAACAAUUGUGGGCCUAAUUCUGCUGUCGUAUUUGACGUUCAACCUCUCUACUGUCCUCAAGCUGUUGUUGACUACUACACGUUUCAAGAAGAGAAGGGCGGUCGUAGCUACCGUGACAAUGCUGCAAAUGACCUGAGAGUGAAGGUCAAGAUGCACCUCUCAGCAGUUGGAUGGACAUUCCGUUGGGUGUACAAGGGAGGAAGGUAUCAGAAGCAGUAUGUUUCGCCCAGUGGAAGCUGUCUUUUUUCACUUCGAAUGGCCUGCAAACGUUGCAUAAACGAUAUUGGGCUGCAAAGUGCAAACAACAGCAAGCAAAUGGAAGGUGAGUCACCGAGCAACAAACUUCCGCCUCUAGUAGGCAGUCCAGACAUUCAGAAAACCUUGGUGCCGGAAAACGCCCUUUCUGAAAGGUCGCGUGACGAAAAUACUAGCCGAUUGGAGUUGGGGAAAGUUCGCAACCUCAGUGUUGUCAAUUAUAAAGGGAGUAAAAGAUUCCGAACGAAGAAAGAUCUAGUAAUGCAUUCUGAAUCUCAAACUAGUAGUAGUCUAGGGCAAGUCAGUUCAAAUGCUAUGACAGAGGGAUCAACGAGGUGUUCUGGUUCUUUGUCCGAGUCAGGAGAUGACUUAGAAGCUAGUGAGCCAUCUCCCACUCUAGUGUCGAGAAAGAGAGUUCGGCAUAUGGUUCCCCGGUUGUCACAGCAUCACCCAAAAACUAUAUUGUCCUGGUUGAUGGACAACAAUGUAGUUUUACCAAGAGAAAAGGUAUUCUACCACCGCAGGACGCAUUCGCAUAGUUUAGGUAAUGGGCGUCUAAGACGUGAUGGGAUCAAUUGCAGUUGUUGCGGCGAUGUUUUUACUUUAAACGGUUUCAUUAAUCAUGCUGGAGGUGCCAACAUUACCAACAUGAAGCCAGCUGCCACAAUUUUUCUGGGAGAUGGCAGGUCUCUGUUAGACUGUCAGCUACAGGCAUUUCAUGCUAAAGGCAUGAGUCGCAUCAUGAGACAAACAAGAAGUACAAGGAAGAGUAGUCUUCAUGACAUCCAAAAUGAUUACAUAUGCUCCGUCUGUCAUUAUGGCGGUGAAUUGAUAUUAUGUGACGGGUGCCCAUCGUCUUUUCAUAAGGGUUGCCUUGGUCUAAAGGAUGUACCAGAUGGGGACUGGUUUUGCCCCUCGUGUUGCUGUGCAAUUUGCAACCAAUGCAAGUCCAGAGAAGAUGCUGGUUGUUUUGUGGAUGACCAUGUUUUACGUUGUGACCAAUGCGAGCGUAAAUAUCACAUUGGGUGCCUGAGGACCAGAGGGGUAACUAACUUGGAAAGGGAUCAUAAGAUGAACUGGUUUUGUAGUAAAGAGUGUGAAAAGGUAUAUGUAGGUCUGUCCGAGCUCUUAGAAAAGCCAAGAAGAUUGGGAACUGAUAACUUGACCUGGACAUUGUUAAAGUGUGUAAAGCCUGAUCAUAAUGGUGUCAAUUUUCUCGAUAUUGAAGCUGCUGCAGAAAAUUACAUCAGGCUAAACCUUGCUCUCGAUGUGAUGCAUGAAUGCUUUGAGCCCGUUAAAGAGCCUUACACUAGUAGUGAUCUCAUCGAGGAUCUUAUUUUCAACAGGAGAUCAGAGUUGAAUCGUGUAAACUUCCAAGGAUUUUAUACAGUACUUCUUGAAAAAGAUGAUGAGCUGAUCACCGUGGCAACUGUAAGGAUCUACGGUGGAAAAGUGGCUGAAGUGCCUUUGAUUGGGACGAGGUUCCAGUAUCGUCGGCUUGGAAUGUGUCGCAUUUUAAUGGAUGAGCUUGAAAAGAAGCUGAAGGAAUUAGGAGUGGAAACGCUGGUUCUACCUGCUGUUUCUAGUGUGCUAAACACGUGGACCACUUCGUUUGGAUUCAAGAAGAUGACAGAUAGUGAAAGAUUACAAUAUCUUGGUUACACCUUCUUGGAUUUCCAGGGAACAGUCAUGUGUCAGAAACGUUUAAUUGAUAUCACAUUGGCAGAAUCAAACUUACCCGGAGGGAGCUGGCAUAAUUUUGAAGAUGAUGCAAACCAUCAGUUUGAUGAAGUUGAUUUGGUGGGUUCCAGUGCUGUCUUCGAUAUUCUUCGAGAAGAUACCACCGACGGGAGUGAAACUGUCGCUGAAGGCCAGUUGAGUUGUGCUGUUGUCGCUGUUGUUGACCAUGCUAAAAGCUCCAGCUGGGAAAAAUUUUUGUUGUUGGAUAAUUUUGACGGCGAACAGUGUGGUAUUGAAGCCAGUUCUAAACUGUCCGAUGAGAAUACAUUGGGAGUACAAAGUGGAGAGUACAGUGAUGGAGGAUUGAAGUGUUACCAGAGAAGGAGAAAAUUGGAAAGCAGAAGCUGAAGUCAGCUGGGACUCGGUUAAAUUGUUUAUCCUGUUGAUUGAUUCAGUGUGAAGAUAAAAACGAUGAGUGGAGAGGAUACAAAUUUUGGCGCAGAAAGUGCCAUCCUUUUUCAACAGGAACGACAGAUAGAUGUUGAGGGAUUACUUUCAUUAGUCAUUCCUAUGUAUAACUCAUAGCCCAGAAGUCUGUUGUUUGCUUCUUUUUCUAUUGGGUUUGAAGGGUGGAGGUUUCAUUUUUCACAUUCGAUGCGGUGUAAAGAGUAUGAGCAUUGAUUACUGCCUUUUCUCUGUGUUACAUUGUUUUGACCGACCA